Molecule: messenger RNA, 1206 nt
Organism: Juglans regia (Persian walnut)
Lineage: Eukaryota; Viridiplantae; Streptophyta; Magnoliopsida; Fagales; Juglandaceae
Product: probable inositol oxygenase
Exons: 12
Coding region: 89-1015 (308 amino acids)
Biological process (GO): inositol catabolic process
Cellular component (GO): cytoplasm
Molecular function (GO): iron ion binding; inositol oxygenase activity
Source: RefSeq, a predicted model, not a curated record
AUCGAGAAUACGAGUAAUUAAAAUCAGCUCUAAUUUGGGAAAGCCUUUAUUCUCUGCUUUGCUUCCCCUGCUUCGGUUCUAAGGGAAAAUGACGAUUGCCGUCGAGAAUCCAGGGCUCGGGUCACGAGUAGAGGAUAAGAAGCAAUCUUCAGACUUGGCACAGAAUGGUGGACAUGCAACACCAGAUGCUGCUGGAUUUGCCAUGCCGGACUCCAACGCUUUUGGCCAAUCUUUUAGGGAUUAUGACGGAAGCGUAAGGCAAAACACAGUGGAGGAAUGCUACCGGUUGAACCAUGUUAACCAAACAUAUGAUUUUGUAAAGAGAAUGAGGGAAGAGUAUGGAAAACUGAACAGAGCAGAGAUGAGCAUUUGGGACUGCGCUGAACUGCUCAACAGUUUUGUGGAUGAAAGCGACCCUGAUUUGGAUGAGCCUCAGAUUGAGCACUUGCUGCAGACUGCUGAAGCCAUAAGAAAAGACUUUCCUGAUGAAGAUUGGCUGCACCUGACUGCCCUUAUUCAUGAUCUUGGAAAGGUUCUUCUUCAUGAGAAAUUUGGAGAGCUUCCUCAGUGGGCUGUUGUUGGAGAUACAUUUCCUCUUGGUUGUGCUUUCGAUGAAUCGAUUGUUCACCACAAGCACUUCAAGGGCAAUCCCGAUCACAAAAAUCCUGCUUACAACACCAAACUUGGAGUCUACUCCGAAGGAUGUGGACUAGAAAAUGUGGUCAUGUCAUGGGGACAUGAUGACUACAUGUACUUGGUGGCCAAGAAAAAUGGAACAACUCUACCAUCAGCUGGACUGUUUAUUAUCCGAUAUCACUCAUUUUACCCAUUGCACAAAGCAGGAGCAUAUCAAUUCCUGAUGAAUGAAGAGGAUAAAGAGAACUUGAAGUGGCUCCAAACAUUCAACAAAUAUGAUCUCUAUAGCAAGAGCAAAGUUCGAGUUGAUGUUGAAAAGGUUAAGCCAUACUAUCUAUCACUCAUUGCAAAGUAUUUUCCAGCAACACUCAGAUGGUAAGCUAUUCCUUGGAUGCCGCCUUUUCGGCUGUGCUUCAGUUCAUUUAGACAUAUAUAUAAUAUAUAUAUAUAUAUGUGUGUGUGUAUAUAUUUAUGUAUAAAGAAAUUCUAUGAUCAGCAUCAAGAAGUUCUUGUAAUAUUACUAUACAAUAAUGAAUAAAUUAAAGUGAACCUGGCGAAGUUUCUUGUUCA